AACAACAAAAACUCAAUCUCAGCCGUCCGUGAUCUACAAUCUAGAAGUCAAAAUAAAUACUAAUAAUUAUGUAACACGUUAAUUCUACACUCAACUUAAUUCCCCUUUCAUUUUGGGGAUAAGUUAUCCACCCAACCAGCCUCUCAAAUUGCAAUUGUUUUGUCCCCUGUUCAGUCCAGGAUUGACUAGCUAAUUUUUUCACUGUUUGUUGUUGGAUUUUCAUUCCAGUCAAGUACCUUAUUUAUUCUCGUAGUAGCUGUGAGAAUGGAGUUUAUCGAAUUGAUAAAGGUGCCCAAAGUGGACAAUGUCACGAUGCGACGUAACGCUCUUCCCACGGUGGAAGGGGGGACGCUGUGUAUAACCAGUCAUCACCUUAUCCUCUCGUCCAGAAAGGAUGGAGAGGAAGAGUUAUGGUUGCUGCAUCGGAAUAUUGAUUUGGUUGAACGGAAGCCUUUGACAUUGGGCGGUGGCUCAUUGGUUAUUAAGUGCAAAGAUUUUUCUGUGAUUCAUUUGGAUAUUGUUGGUUCUGAAGACUUCAACAAUGCCGCGGAUUCGAUUGAAGCUCUCAGCAAUGUUGAUGCACAACACCUCAUGUAUGCUUUUUUCUACCGUCCAAUGUACUCAAUAGUUGAGGAUGGCUGGACAGCUUUUUCAACAGAGGCAGAAUUCUCCAAAUUGAUUCUGCAGUCAGAAAAUGAGUGGAGGAUCAGUCAUAUUAACCGAGAUUAUUCUGUAUGCAAAUCCUAUCCAAAGACUGUUGUUGUUCCAAAGAGUAUUCCUGAUGAAGAAAUACUCGUUGCAGCUACAUUUCGACAAGGAGGUAGAUUUCCGGUGCUUUGUUUCCGCCAUGAGAAUGGAGCCGUACUCUUAAGAGCAGGCGAACCUUUGGUUGGACCAUCGGGUCGACGAUGUAAAGAAGACGAGCGACUCAUUAAUGCCAUCUUAACCAUAGGAAAACGUGGGUAUAUCAUAGAUACGAGAAGUCAAACAUUAGCUCAAACAGCAAGGGAUAUACUAUUUUGGCAGACGAAAGGCGGGGGCGUGGAACUGGAAAUAUAUUACCCCCAAUGGAGAAGGAUACACAAACCAAUUGAUCGCCACUACACCUUAUUAGACUCUCUGUCUAAAUUACUAGAAGCAUGCAGUGAUACAAACUGCACUAUGGAUAAGUGGUUGAGUCGCUUAGAUGCAUCCGGUUGGUUAACAAAUGUUCGAGAGACCUUAAAUUGUGCUUGUGUGGUUGCCCAAUGUCUGGACCAAGAAAGCAACUCUGUUCUCAUUCACGGUGGCGAUGGCGUUGACUUAACCCUGGCGGUUACUUCGCUUACGCAGAUUAUUCUAAAUCCUGAUUGUAGAAGCAUUCGAGGUUUUGAGGCAUUAAUAGAGAGAGAGUGGUUACAAGGAGGCUAUCCGUUCCGCACAAGACACUCGAAAUCUGCCUUUGCAUAUUCUUUGUCGAAUGUUAAAAACCAAAGAAAAGCAUAUGCGCCUUCAUUUCUGCUAUUUUCUCAGAAUGGAGAUGUACACGCAGACCCCUCCUGCGGCUUCCUUCUAUUUAUCGACUGUGUCUGGCAGAUUUAUAAUCAGUUUCCUUUCAGUUUUGAAUUUUCAGAACAAUUCCUUAUGACUCUUGUGCAACAUUCCUAUGCAUCCCAGUUCGGCACAUUCUUGUGUGACAAUGUGUGUGAAAGAGAGGAACUUCAUUUAAUGACAAAAACCGUGAGCCUUUGGUCGCAUGUAAAUCGUCCUGACAUAAUGCAAUCUUACAUGAAUCCUGUAUAUGAACCAAAUCCAUGUGUCAUUUGGCCGUCGGUGCAUCCUAUUAGCUUGCAACUCUGGAAUGGAAUGUACUUGAAGGGGAUUAUUGAUCAAUCGUCAAUGAAGAAAACAUGGAAUACUAUUGCAGAACUUAAGGAGAAUGAAAAAGAACUGAAAAAGGAAGCCAUAAAACUUCGAAAGUAUUUACUUGAUUUGCAUCAAUCUCGCCAUUCCAUACAGCGCAAACUUAGUGAAGCAACAAUUGAUGAUAAUCCGACAUCGGAUGAUUGCGUUAAUUUUCAACAUACCGAAGAUUCAAGUUCUGAAAGUCCAGGCGACAUUGAUCAUCCAUUAAAAUAUCAAUAACUUUAUAAUAUCGCUUAAUUUAAUUCAAUAAAAUUUUUCGCAUUACACGAAAAA
Folsomia candida is the source of this 2178-nucleotide messenger RNA. Its product is annotated as myotubularin-related protein 9. Bases 265 to 2124 code for a protein of 619 amino acids. Gene Ontology annotation, biological process: negative regulation of autophagy. The transcript has 14 exons. NCBI's taxonomy places the organism in Eukaryota, Metazoa, Arthropoda, Collembola, Entomobryomorpha, Isotomidae. The record is from RefSeq and is a predicted model, not a curated record.